Cuscuta europaea is the source of this 1536-nucleotide messenger RNA. The record is from the annotation of a GenBank genome assembly. NCBI's taxonomy places the organism in Eukaryota, Viridiplantae, Streptophyta, Magnoliopsida, Solanales, Convolvulaceae.
AUUUGUUUAGGAUUAGAAUUGAGGAAUCCAAGUCACUAAAUCGCGUUAUCUUCUAAUUCCCUCUUCGCUCACCUGGUCCGGUGUUGUCUUGCCGUCCGACCGAUACUUGUUUUUCUUCUUGAAAUAUGGUUGGAUGAAUUGCAAUUAGCACACAUCUAAAAUUCGACCUAAACAUUCCUAUCCUAUCUUUUAUAGACCUCUUGUACAGUUACUUUGAGACGAAUCCAUUUCUUAAGCGAUCCGCACUGUUUCUUACAAUUAUACAAGCAAUUACUGUAAUAGAUGUGGAAGCGUGAGUUGUAAACAAUCCUCUAAGAAGUUAGGGUCUUAUUAGAAUUGGCGGAGCUAUGUAUAUAGAGGAAGCGAAGGCAGCAACAGUGGUUAGGGAAGAGGCGGAGGUUAUGGGAGUUGAGGAGGCCGAACCUUCGCCUGGUCAUGGGGAAAUCUUGUGCAGGGCCGAGGGAAGCAUGUUAGCGGUGGAUUCGAGAAGAGCGUUGAUAGGCGUCGCAGCUCGAGCUCUGUUUUAUCCCACUUUGCUGUAUAAUCUUGUUAGAAACAGGAUUCAAACGGAGUUCCGAUGGUGGGACUGGAUUGAUGAGUUUGUAUUGCUAGGUGCUAUCCCUUUCCCAUCUGAUGUGAAGCGGCUAAAACAGCUUGGUGUUUUUGGUGUUGUUACCAUGAAUGAGCCAUAUGAGACACUAGUUUCAACUUCUUUAUAUCAGGCUCAAGGUAUUCGUAAUCUGGUUCUUCCAACAAGAGAUUAUAUGUUUGCACCUUCACUGACUGAUAUAUUUCGAGCUGUAGACUUCAUCCAUGAGAAUGUGUCACAUGGACAAAGGACAUAUGUGCAUUGUAAGGCUGGCAGAGGGCGUAGUACGACCGUUGUGCUAUGCUAUUUGGUUAGGUACAAGCAGAUGACACCAAAUGAUGCUUAUGAUUAUGUGAAAGCAAUACGGCCAAGGGUGUUGUUGGCCUCAUCCCAGUGGAAGGCAGUCCAGGAAUUCUAUCAUCAUCUCAUGAUGAAGAUGGGUAACACAUACUCCUUGACCUUCUCUAUCACUAGUAGCCCCGGGUUCGUAUCUACAAAAAAUCUGUCGGCAUUUGAUGAUAGCUCUGUGUUAGUAAUAACUGAUGCAGAUCUUGAGGGAUAUGAUCCCAACCAUGUGCUUGUGGCUGCAAGAAAUCAGAUAUGGUCCGAUCUUAGUAUGGUUUGGCGGUUUCGAAUUUCUAGUUUGGCUGCUUUGUCCAGAGUUUCUUGUCUUUGGCUCCAUUGCCAACAUCAUUUAAAGAUCCCCAGCUAAGGGCCUAUUCGAUUAUGAGGCUUCAGCUUUAUGUAUCAAUUUGUGUUUGUAAAUCUUCAUUGUAUUUAAUAGAUACAACCGGCACAUAUCUUCUAUUUGAACCCUGUAUAUAUAUGAAUCGUGUUCUGCUAGCUUCAUCCUUGUCUGAUUGAAGCAUGGAUCGGAACUGGAAUUGUUGAACAUAUUGAACAUAUCUGAAUCAACCAUGUCUUCUCCAUUCCCUUCAUGUUCAUAA